AUGGCACAAAGGGAGAAUCUUUUCCAUACUAGAUGCAAGGUAGGUGAGUAUACUUGUAAUGUAAUAAUAGAUAGUGGUUCUUGCACUAAUGUUAUUGCAGUUGAAGUGGUGUCUAAACUCAAUCUUAUCACAAGGGUACACCCUAAACUCUACAAGUUGAGUUGGUUAGAUGAUAGCACCGGCAUUAGGGUGAAGAAACAAGCACUUAUUUCAUUCUCUAUUGGAACUUAUAAAGAUGAGCUAUGGUGUGAUAUCUUACCUAUGAGUGCAUGCCAUCUUCUACUUGGAAGACCAUGGCAAUUUGAUAGGAAGGUUAUUCAUGAAGGGGACACCAAUGUCUAUUCUGUAUUGGUUGGGUCAAAAAGGGUUAGAUUACAUCCUCUAAACCCUACUCAAGUGGCGCCUAAACAACAACCUAAGACACCAAGUUACUUCCUAAAUGCAAAAGAAUUCGAGCAUGAAGUAGAGGAAGAAGGUUGUGCUUAUGCUUUGGUUGUGAGGCAAGUGACUACAAGUAUCAAGGAGCUACCACAAGGACUUCCACCUUUAAGAGGGAUAGAACAUGCUAUUGAUCUUGUUCCUGGCACACCAUUACCUAACAAACCUGCUUAUAGAUGUGAUCCAGUGGCUUCUAAGGAGUUGCAACGUUAA
This is a messenger RNA of Beta vulgaris subsp. vulgaris (sugar beet), 651 nucleotides long. RefSeq lists its product as uncharacterized. The transcript is spliced from 2 exons. NCBI's taxonomy places the organism in Eukaryota, Viridiplantae, Streptophyta, Magnoliopsida, Caryophyllales, Amaranthaceae. The record is from RefSeq and is a predicted model, not a curated record. Bases 1 to 651 code for a protein of 216 amino acids.